Colias croceus (clouded yellow) is the source of this 3287-nucleotide messenger RNA. RefSeq names its product anaphase-promoting complex subunit 5 (gene ida). Gene Ontology annotation, biological process: anaphase-promoting complex-dependent catabolic process; positive regulation of mitotic metaphase/anaphase transition; protein K11-linked ubiquitination. The transcript has 14 exons. The record is from RefSeq and is a predicted model, not a curated record. The coding region runs from base 123 to 2435 and encodes 770 amino acids. Gene Ontology annotation, cellular component: anaphase-promoting complex. Lineage: Eukaryota; Metazoa; Arthropoda; Insecta; Lepidoptera; Pieridae.
AAUGACAAAUUUAAAAAAACAACAAGUCAAACUUUUAAAUAAUUUCAAAAACAUCAAUAUUUUCAACAGUAUUUAAAUCGAAAUAAAUUCUCUUAAACCUACAACAAGAUUGCCAGACAAUUAUGGAUUCAGAUAAUGAAAAUCUGGAUUUUAUUAAGCUAAUUAAUAUCAAAGGAAAUGUUGAUAAUAUUACACCUCAUAAAAUAGCAGUUGUUGCGUUUAUCCGAGAGUAUGGAUUGUUAAAGAUAGAAGCGAAAGAGAUGACCGAGCGGACUAUGGCUCCUAAAUAUAGAAAAGAUUUCUGUAUUCUAGCUUUAAAAUUAAUACAGUGUCCUGAUAUGGAGUUUAAGGAGUUGGAGGCUUUACUAACAAAUGGAAAAUAUAAUUUGUUGAGUGUACAUUUACAAAACUUUUGUGUUCGAUUGCAAAAUAUUUAUGUCAAUGGAGUUAAUGCAUUAAUGGACUGUGUCACUUCAACUAUAGAUAAACUUAUGGUUUCACCGUUGGUUGACCAGCCUGAGUUGCCCACAUGUACAAUAACAAGAUGUAGUGUAUUAGGAUUUUAUUUGAGAAGAAUAAUGCUUCAUUUCGAUAAAUUAACAUUUGUGCAACUGGGUGCAUUAUACAAAUCUUUUUGCCAAUAUUAUCAAAAAGGACGACCUGGACUCAUGAUGAGAUCUUUGAGCAAAGAGAAACUCAACAAUACUGAAUCACAGAAUUUGUCCGCAUCUGUUGUAGUAGAUGAAUCUAGACCUCAAGAGAUAAUAUCCAGAAUUAAUAUAAUAGAUAGAGAUAAAAUUGAUAAUGGUUUUGAAGAAUGUCAAUGGUCACGUAAACAAGCAGAGCUUUUCACAGCUCAACAAGCAAAUCUGUUACAAAUCAACCCAAAGAUGGCUUUACCACCAAAGCAACUACAGAAGAUGAUAAUGCAAAUCAUAAAUGAUAUACCAGAGUAUCCAGAUAUUCAUUUUCUGAGUUUCUUGAAUUGCAUAAGGAUGAAAGAAUUUUGUGGUGCCCAAGAGUCGAUGUACAAUUGUUUUGAUCGAGCUGUAUUUAGUGUUUGUAGCAGUAACACAAAUAACGACAGAAACAAAAAUUUUCGCUAUGCAGCGCUCAAUAGAGCUGCAAUGCACACACAAUUUGGACACAAGUCGCUAGCCAUGGAAGCGGUGCGUGAAGCCCUAGCGACCGCACAAGAAGCGGGCGACACAGCGUGCCUGGCGCACGCGGCGGCGUGGGGCGCGCUGGCGGGCGGGCGGGCUCGGCGCGCGGCGCUGCUGGCCCGCGUGCCGCGCGCGCCCCGCUCCGCCGCCGCCGCCGCGCAGCUCAUGGCGCAGCACGCGGCGCUCAACGCUGCCACGCCGCGGGAAGUUUUUCAGAUCAUAUUCAAAGGAGAAUCAAUAAAUUACCUGCAUUCAAUGACAGAUUUGACUAUGGCAGGCCUAGCAAAUACAGCAGCAUUGUGGGGUCUCUAUGGAAAAACUGAAAUGGCUUCUAUGAACUGUCAACUUUUACUUAAUUUAAAUACAAAGUGCAAGGUGGGCGUGGGCAGCGCGUGGCAGUGGGGCGAGACGAGCGCGACGGCGGGCGCGGGCGCGGUGUGCGCGGCGGCGUGGCGCGGCCGCGUGCCGCUCGCCGCCGCGCUCGCCAGCCACUUCGUGUCGCCGCCCGCGCGCGCGCUCUCGCUGCGCCAUCACGCGUCCUUUGCGCUCAGGGCCGGUAAAUGGGAAGAGGCAGAGCAAAGUAUCGGGGAAUUGGCAUCUUUUGACAGAUGGGAGAGCCAGCUGUUGAAAGCUGAAAUGUACUUCUUAAAAGGAGAUCCCACAAAUGCUCUGGAAACACUUCACGAUAUAUUAGAUAAUUGUAAAACAGAAGAUGACAGUGUCCACUAUAUAUCCCUUCGACUGAAAGCAAUGAUAUUGACCUCAGAAGUGCAGCACGCCUACAGCAGGAUUCAGUCAACGAAUAUAAUGUUGCUAAAUGAGGCUUUGUGUCUAGCGAAAAAAUAUCAUAUGCAUUUCUUAGCGGCUACAAUAGAAAUGCAUAUAGCGAAUGUACAACUACACAUGGGCUGUUCUAAAAAUGCAUUGAUUCUCGUCCGAAAAGUAUUGCCCUCAAUAAUGGAGCAUGGCAGUGCGUAUGAUGUAGCAAGAGGUAUGUUGCUAUAUACAAAAUGUCGAGUAGCUACAGUGUCACCUUCCGGAGAAGCAAGGGUACAAGUAUUGCAAUCAUGUUGUGAAUCUCUAGAUAUUGCGAAGGAUAAUUUUGCAAAAGUUGGCGCUCAAGGUCGUCUUUUACUCACGUGGUAUUUGCAGGCGCAGCUCUAUCAUGAUAUAGGCAAUAUAGUAAUGCGCAAUCAGUGUGCUUGGAUGUUUAGACAACUGGAAAAGAAUCUCCCAUUAGAGCCUAUGCAGAUAUCUCAUAUAAUAUAUUAAUAAGCAAUAAACGCGUUUUUAAGGUCUUGCGAAAAUAUCCACCUUGUGAUUUUAACCAUAACAGCUACAAACAGAGCAAAUAAAAACGUUUGAAAGGAAUUAUUUCGAGAUUUGUAUUAUACUGUUAAACUCCGUUACAAGCAAAAGAACACAUGCGUACGUUUAUUACGUACGCAAAGAAACUACACACACAGAUCGCGAGCUAGCUAUUGAUCGUCACAGUUACACACACAUGCUAAUGUGCACUAACACACCUACCAAAGCCGAGAGAAAGAAUGGAUAGACGCAUUUGCGUCUGCGUCUGGAAAGUCGCGGCUCAGCUCUCGCAAUGAACGCAAUACUAUACGCGAUCGCGUAGUUCCAUUACCUUUUAUCUGUUCUGUGACUAAAAACCUUGUAAUUACGUAUAAGUAUGUUACCUUUACAUAUGUAUGACAUGACCUUCUGUAUGAUAUUUCAUACGAAUAAUCAUUUUUAACUUUUAACAGAAUAUUCUGACCGUCAUUUUUAAAAGGGUUAAAGGGCGCCACAUGCCUAAUUUUUUUUGGUGGAUUGAUCAUUAAAUUGUUCAUAUCUUCUAAUAAGAAAUACUGUCUAAUGUCUUCCCCUCCAAGUAUUUUAGUUUCUCAGUAAAUUUUUCUAGAAAAUGCAUCGACUGUGGUAUAGUAUAGUAUUGAUAGAUGUAUUGUAUUGUGUAUUUUUAGUUUUAUUUCGAAGUAGCUAUAUCUAUAACCUUAUCAAGGUGUAGAUCUUCUAUCGGUCUGGGAUUCAACGGAAUUAGAUUCAAUUUCAACGGAAUAAUCACGGAAUCUACAAUAUUUCCUUCAAAUAUAAUAUUACAAUACAACAAAA